CAGUAGAUUCAUCAUUCGGUCUGAUUGUGAUCAGUUAUCAGAUCAGAUCAGAUCAGAUCAGUUUUAGGCUGCAGUUAUGAGGCUUCGUGCAGCUUUAUUAGCGCUCUGUGCGGCGGUGAUGAGCGUGGAGGCGGCGGUGCAUUAUAAAGAGCAGUUCCUGGAUGGAGACGGCUGGAAGAGUCGAUGGGUGGAAUCCAAGCACAAAUCAGACUACGGCCCCUGGAAACUCUCUGCAGGGAAGUUCUACGGUGACGCCGAGCUCGAUAAGGGUCUUCAGACUAGCGAGGAUGCUCGGUUCUAUGCCCUGUCCAGUCGGUUUGAGCCCUUCAGCAACGAAGGCAAACCACUGGUGAUCCAGUUCACCGUGAAACAUGAGCAGAAGAUCGACUGCGGAGGCGGAUACGUGAAGAUCUUCCCCUCCGGUCUGGAUCAGACCGAAAUGCACGGAGAAUCUCAGUACUACAUCAUGUUCGGUCCUGACAUUUGUGGCCACAGCACCAAGAAAGUGCACGUCAUUCUCAACUACAAAGGUCAAAACCACCUGAUCAAGAAAGACAUCCGAUGCAGAGACGAUGAGUACACGGGCCUGUACACACUGAUCCUGCGACCUGACCAGACCUACGAGGUCAGAAUAAACACUGAGAAGGUCGAGUCCGGGUCUCUAGAGGAGGACUGGGACUUCCUUCCUCCCAAAAAGAUGAAGGAUCCAGAAGCCAAGAAGCCAGAGGACUGGGACGAUCGUGCCAAAAUUGAUGAUCCAGAGGACACAAAACCAGAGGACUGGGUUAAACCCGAAAACAUUCCUGACCCCGAUGCCAAAAAGCCUGACGACUGGGACGAAGACAUGGAUGGAGAAUGGGAGCCACCGAUGAUCCCCAACCCGGAGUACAAGGGUGAAUGGAAACCCAAGCAGAUUGACAACCCCAGCUACAAAGGAGCGUGGGUUCAUCCAGAGAUAGACAACCCUGACUACACACCUGAUAACACCAUUUCCAAAUUUGACAGCAUCGGUGUAAUCGGGUUAGAUUUGUGGCAGGUGAAGUCUGGUACCGUCUUCGAUAACUUCCUGAUCGCAGAUAGCAUCGAGGAGGCAGAAGAGUUUGCCAAAGAGACAUGGAAAGUCACUCAGGGCCCGGAGAAGAAAAUGAAGCAGAAGCAGGAAGAAGAGGAGAGAACACUGAGAGAGGAGGAGAACAGCAAGAAGGACAACGAGGAAGAAGCUGGUGGUGAUGAGGAUGAAGAGGAGGAGGAGGAUGAGGAAGAGGAAACUACAGAGGAACCCAGCCCGACGGAGGAGGAAGAUGAUGAAGAUCACGCUGCUAAAGAUGAAUUGUAGUGUGUUAAGCAGCUCUGUGUAGUUCUUAGGCUUAGAAGAACCUACUGAUCUUCCCUCACUCUUACUAAACCACCGGGACAGUAGUGUGUGCUGUGGUUUUAUUUCUGCCCUUAUUUUUUUAAUUGUGGUACAAAUUCUGCACCACUGUACCCCCCCUCCCUACAAACCUUCCCCCCCCUCCCCUACAAACCUUCCCCUCCCUCGUUUCAUUAAGUUAAAUUUCAUUUUGUGUCCUGAUUUAUUUUCUUUGUAUUGCUGCUACCCUGUUCCUCUGCCUUUUCACCAAGUCUCAAAUAAAACCUAAAUAUGAGUUCAGAUUAUUGUUUUGACCUAAAAAGAAAAAAUAAUGUAUUAUUUGUAGGUUGUUUGCACUUUUUUAAAUAAAAGAUUUUCUCAAACAGAA
Trichomycterus rosablanca is the source of this 1739-nucleotide messenger RNA. It is a transcript of the gene calr3a, whose product is annotated as calreticulin 3a. The transcript is spliced from 9 exons. Gene Ontology annotation, molecular function: calcium ion binding. The record is from RefSeq and is a predicted model, not a curated record. Bases 77 to 1336 code for a protein of 419 amino acids. Gene Ontology annotation, biological process: protein folding. NCBI's taxonomy places the organism in Eukaryota, Metazoa, Chordata, Actinopteri, Siluriformes, Trichomycteridae. Gene Ontology annotation, cellular component: endoplasmic reticulum; endoplasmic reticulum membrane.